UCUCCAUAGACUUGAUUGCCCUUGCCAUGGCCAUGGCUAUUUCGGCCGAGCAGCCUGUCAUGCCAAGUAAGGUGGAACAGACGUCACUGCUGCGGGCCGAGUCGCCUUCCAUCACGAUGCGCGACAGCGUCCCUUGGCGCGGUCAUCGCAACGCGCUUUUGGCAUCUUCCCUGUUUUCCCUGGGCCUGGUGCUGGUUUUACUGCUGAUCAUCUCUGGCGAAAAAGCUGGGGAUGACGCCUUGGCGGACGAAGCCAAUCCACCCAAGUGGCCGUCGUCGGUGCACGUCUUCGAUGCUACGAUGGAUCCAUCCGAAACCAACGCCACUCUGUGGGAGAUCUUCAGGCGCAUGGGUCCCUUGAAGAGCGGGAAG
This is a messenger RNA of Cladocopium goreaui, 371 nucleotides long. Lineage: Eukaryota; Dinophyceae; Suessiales; Symbiodiniaceae. The record is from the annotation of a GenBank genome assembly.